GUUGUAGCGGCUUGGCUCUCGUUUCCACGUCGCGGCAGCGCGGAGGCAGAGCGCGCGCGCAUUCGGGAGGGAGUCUGGUCGCGUGAGCCAUUGGGGUUCCCGCAUAACGGGAACAGACAACAAAACACGCAGGCGGACGGACCGGGAAAUAGGCAAGUGAUCUUCAAAAACAAAAACAAAAAACACAAAUCCAGCGACGAAACAAGUUUUUAACAUUUCCAAGUGUUCGUGAUUUAUUUAUUUAUUUAUUUGCUUUAUUUAUUUAUUUUUAUCGAUUGAUUGCGUUUUAAUUAGCGGAGUGUGACAGACCGGUGGUGGGAGGGGCGAAGCGCCGGCGAGCACAUUAUGUUGCCUUAUUAUUGACGUUUAUAUACAAAUAGAUUAAACAACAACAAAAACACUUAAUGUGACGAAUUUCGACUAGAUCCGGCUGUGCGACUUAGUGAAUGUGGAAGCGAUUGUUUAGCAUGUAGCUGUUGGAGAAAAGCGGAUCCAUAGCUAAAGACCAAAUAAACGAACCAAAAGAACAAAUGCACCAAAUAUCAGAAUAAACCCAAGAAGCACUGUUUUAUUUUUUGCUAUAGUGUCAGGACGUGAGCGCUUUUCUCCUAACAGAAAUCAAUGCCGAUUUCUCCGUUUAUUCUGUUUUAUAGCCAAAGUAAAGGCACGAGCGAGGGAGGGAAAGAAGCGAGCCUGCGCGUAAUAUUCACUGUCAGAUCUCAACAAAGGGAUUUAGAAAAUAUCCUCAUGAAAAGAAAUUAGUUUUGCAGAGAGAUUUUCAAAACAUUAGGCUCUAAACCGCAGCUUGGCUUGAGCAGGUGUAGCGCUGUAGCAUCAGUGAGGAUAUCAGUGAUAUGAGUGUACAGCCUAGUCUGUCCGCCUGUGUGUGGGUUUGUGUCUGAGCAGCUUCUGCUGUUGUCUCUAGGCUUAUUAUACAGUUCAAAAGUGAAUGUACACAGAAUAAAAAUGAAAACGUGAUCGGUCAGCAUGCCAGUGAGCGCCACACCGAGUUACUAUCACUGAUAAAACUUGGUGUACAAUGCCAAAGAGAUCCCGAACACAGCCAAAGCCGAACACGACCGAGCACGAGGUGAAGAGCUACACAUCCGAUCUCAGCUACGAAGAAGAGACCGGCGACUAGAAACAGACUGUGCUGUAAUAACGCCAAAGCAACAUAAUAAUAAUAUUAAUACCAGCAACUAGGGGAAGAAAAAAAGUCCAGAACAAAAGCCUGAAGACGAAGGAGGAUCAUGUUUGUCCCCUUGCCGCUGCCGUUCGUCUUGCCGAGAACUGCCUCCGAGCUCCGUGCCUGGCGCCUCAAGUCUCCGCCGGCUGCGCGCGCGCUCUCCGAUAUCAGAAUGUCAAAGCCAAUAGAGGUCGAAAAUCCCGAGGCAGACUCUCCGAUGGAGAAUACAGGAGAUUCAGAGAGGAACGGUUCUGACUCCAAUAAUCAGAUUCCACCAAUGAAAAUCAGCCCCUUCUCACUCUCUCCAACACUAAGUGCCAGCAACAAGGCCAAGGUGGAGGAGUGUGGAGAGAUGUCUCCAGCUUCAGUUCAGGCCACACCCACUCAAACACCCCUCCCACACACACAGCUGAUGCUGACAGGAAGCCAGCUGGCAGGAUUCUUUUUCCUUACCCAAGGAUUUCUCUUUUUCUCUUCCUCUGCACUCUCUCUUCCUCUGCUCCGGACUUCCUUCUUGCCCUUUACCGUCUCGCUCCAGCUGACUGCUCUCUUGCCCGCUCAGCAGCAGUUGCUCCUCCAGCAAGCGCAGCUCCUGGCUGCAGCCGUGCAGCAGUCACAGGCAGCUCACGCAGCCAAUCAGCAGCAAACGCAGCAGCAGCAACAGCAGCAGGCCAAUCAGCAGGCAGCUCUGCCCCAGCUGCAGGGCCAAUCGAAGAGUGCUCAGGAGCAAAGUGCAGCUCCUGUCCUGCCCCCUCCUCACCAGCUUACCCUAUCUCAACCAAUCCAGCUCACUGCCCAGGACAUCCAGCAACUGUUGCAGCUGCAGCAGUUGGUCCUCGUCCCAGGGCAUCCUUUGCCCUCGCCUGCACAGUUCCUUUUGCCACAGGCACAGCAAGGGCAGCAAGGGCUGCUACCGACACCAAAUUUGAUUCCACUACCUCAGCAAAACCAGGGGGGUCUCCUCACUGCUCCUCCUGCACUCGGUCUUCAAGCACAGCAUAGAGAAAAGGUCAUGGAAAGCAGUGUCAGUACGGUGAACCCUGUGACCUCUCAUGCCGAGGAGCCAAGUGACCUGGAAGAGCUCGAACAGUUUGCCCGCACCUUUAAACAGAGAAGAAUCAAACUUGGAUUCACACAGGGUGAUGUGGGACUGGCUAUGGGCAAGCUGUAUGGAAACGACUUCAGUCAGACCACCAUUUCCCGCUUUGAGGCUCUCAAUCUCAGCUUUAAGAACAUGUGCAAACUCAAACCUCUCCUGGAGAAAUGGCUCACUGAUGCCGAGACCAUGUCAAUGGACAGUACCUUGCCAAGUCCCAGCUCUUUGUCCUCACCAUCCCUGGGCUUUGAGGGCCUGCCAGUCCGCCGCCGCAAGAAACGCACCAGCAUCGAGACCAACGUGCGCGUGGCUUUGGAACGCAGCUUCAGCACGAACCAGAAGCCUACCUCAGAGGAGAUUCUACUCAUCGCUGAGCAGCUCAACAUGGAGAAGGAGGUGAUCCGCGUCUGGUUCUGCAACCGCCGACAGAAAGAGAAACGUAUUAACCCCUCCAGCGCCACCCCUCCCCUGCCCAGCCAACCCCAGCCUGCCACACACAAACCCCCCUGCUACAGCCCGCACAUGAUCCAAGGUCAGGGACCUUCCCAACCCGUUACCAGUCUCAGCACAGCAGCAACCACCAUGUCCUCAGUUUGUCCUUUGACCCCCACUGGUCCCUCUUCAAGCUCCACCCCUUCACCUGUGACUCCGUCUCCUCGCAGCGACGCCAGCCCUGUUCCUGCCACUCACACAUUAAAUCUGAACACAGGUUCGUGGCGUAACAAGAACGGUGACGUUUCUAACUACAUCACCGAUUUUGCUGCAAAUCUGAGGAAUACGGUGAUUGGAGUUAACACAGGAAUGAACCAAGCCCUGCGUGGCAGCAACCCAAUCGCCACAAUUCAAGCUCUGGCAGCCAGUGGUGGUCAAACCACCAUUUCCAGUCUUGAAGGUGGCAGCAAGGUGCUGAUUGGUGGUUCUGGAGGACAAAGGUCAGGACUCCCUUCUUCCCUCUUCCUUAACCACCCUUCACUGCUGCCCAUGGCAGCAGGCACAGCUCUGGGAUUGGGCAACUCGAUCGUUUCCAAAUCCGGCAGGCCUCUAUUCCCGGAUGGCAUGAGUCCCUCCCCCUGCUCAAGCCCUGACUCUUCCUGCUCUUCCAGCGACUUGCUACACAGCCCACACGAUCUGGGGAGCGGCCAAGAUUGAGUGACACUUCCAGGAAACCAAUCACAGGACCUGGAGGAGGAACUGAAACCUCCCAUCACAACCAAAGCAUCUCUGUCUCUCUUUCGUCCUUCGUCUUUUUUUUUUGGUCUUUCAUUCUUUCUCUCUUGCUCUCUCCCGCUCUCCUGAUGCCAAAAAUACACAAAGUGGAAGAGGGGAGAGAUGAAGAGACAGAGGUGAAGACGAGACGGAGCGAAGAGGAGAGAUUUACAUGUAAACCAAAAAUUCACAUGGAGAUCUAGUGGUCGACUGAGCGCAGCCACUACUCCGCCGUUGUUGUUUUAUUUUCUCUCUCUCUCUCUCUCUGUUUCUCUGGAGAGUGUAAAGAAAUAAAAGAAAGGACAAUAGACAUUGGUUUAAGAACUGCAGGAACCAGAGGAAAGAGCUGAUUAUUAAUGAGCCAAAAAUAGCAAAACUUUUAUUUGUUGCAGAAUGGCAGUCAGACUUCAGCUCUGACCAGUCUGGAGAACUUUAAACCAAAAAAAAAAAAAAAAAAUGAUAGAGGUGAACUUUAAAAGACUCACAGUGACAAAAAAAAGACAACCAUACCAAAAACCCAUAUACCAAAAAAUAACCAAAACCAAAAAUACGGAAGGAAAAGCUUUAUCCCGUGGACCUGUAAAUAGUCCAGCGUCCAGCACCAGACCCACACCAACGAUCCAGCAACCUCCCACUCCAUCAUUUCAUCCGACAUUCUCUCAUUCUGUCUGUCUAUGUGUUUUUUUUAAUUCGUUACUGUUUAUUAAUUAGCGAAGAGGUGAAUCUCUAAGUAUUAGCUGUGUAUUGCUGUGCAACAGUGAAUGAGCAAAGCUCAGAAGUGUCAAUGUUUUUUGACUAGAAGUCUAGAUAUGUACAAAUUUCUCCCUCUUUCUACCUCUUUAUCAGGUUUUCUUCUGUCUAGCUUUAGUUUCUGUUUACCAUUCAGAAAUAUCCAUAUGUGAGUAGGCUUUUGUUUUUGUUUCGUUUCGUUGUUUAACCAUCAUCACUGUCAUGUCAUCAUUUCAGCUUCAUGUCUAUCACACGUGUUGGGGAAUGUCAUGAAAUUCAGAUGUAUUUAAUACAAGGUCAGCUGGUGUUUCUGCAUGUUUUAAGUCACUGUGUCUCACAUUCACAUGUUCAUUCUGUCUUAUCUCCAUUAAAAAAAAACACUUUGAAUCCAUUAUCCCCAUUUUUCACCUCCUUCAUACUUGCUCCUUGUUGGAUACCAAAGUGACUCGUCAUGGGUCUCUCACUGCGAUGCAGACGGAGAGCGGAAACUCCCUUCCCUCAGAUGCACUCCCACCUCCCAUACACACACACACACAUUCUUACAUACACACACAUACAUUUACACACACACACACACACACACACACAUAUAUAUACUUCACAGAGUGGACAUCACAACGCUGGGGGAACUUUUGAGGAACGGGCGUUUCCAUUAUCCCUGGCACUUCAUGUACGAAGUGAACAAAAAAAAAAAAAAAAACUUUUCAGCCAACCAUAAUUCCAGAGAUUCACAGAAGCAAACCAAAAAAGUUUCCAAGCCAAAAAUGGAAGGAGUUGAGGAAGAGGAGACAAGAAAAAAAAAUGAGAAGAUCUCUUUUUAUCCCUCCAUCCAUGUGUGAGAGAAAGUCAGGGAUGAUGUCAGGGGUAGAUGAUUACAACAUGGAUGGAUGGAUGGAUAGAUGGAUUCAUGGAUGAGUACAGAUGGUUCCACGCUUUUCUUCCUCCUGUCACUCGAACCCUUCCUGGUCCUUGGGACGGGAGCUUUGAUGACCUCACUGAAGUUAAAGAGAUGUGGCUGGUUUCUUUUGGGUUUGGGAAGGAUGUUCUUUUUCUUCCUUUGGCUCUUUUAUUUCUUUCUGUCUGUCUGGUUUGUGGGAAUUUUUCUCUUCUACGUGUGUAGCUGCUGUUCCUUUGGUUUUUGCGUGCUAUGGUUUUUUUUUUUUUGG
Messenger RNA from Hemibagrus wyckioides, 5383 nucleotides. RefSeq names its product POU class 2 homeobox 2a (gene pou2f2b). The coding region runs from base 1251 to 3431 and encodes 726 amino acids. Gene Ontology annotation, molecular function: RNA polymerase II cis-regulatory region sequence-specific DNA binding; DNA-binding transcription factor activity, RNA polymerase II-specific. Gene Ontology annotation, biological process: regulation of transcription by RNA polymerase II. The transcript is spliced from 17 exons. The record is from RefSeq and is a predicted model, not a curated record. NCBI's taxonomy places the organism in Eukaryota, Metazoa, Chordata, Actinopteri, Siluriformes, Bagridae. Gene Ontology annotation, cellular component: nucleus.